Molecule: messenger RNA, 2889 nt
Organism: Gadus macrocephalus (Pacific cod)
Lineage: Eukaryota; Metazoa; Chordata; Actinopteri; Gadiformes; Gadidae
Product: Kv channel-interacting protein 2-like
Biological process (GO): regulation of potassium ion transmembrane transport
Cellular component (GO): voltage-gated potassium channel complex
Molecular function (GO): calcium ion binding; potassium channel regulator activity
Source: RefSeq, a predicted model, not a curated record
UCCUCCAAACCAUGCGUACGCAUGGGUCAGAGUUUGCUUAGUUAUUUUUUUAUAGAUCACAUUCACAACCUUGGCGUGGAAAGUCACGAAGUACGCCACCUUCAGCCCCGUUUUGUGCAUACGCAACGGUUAUAAAUGAGACCCCAGGAGAAUAACAGGCCUCUGUACAUGUUUAACAGAAUUCUAACACAAUGCUGCCCUCUGGUGGUUCGGCAGAGGUACUUCACUUAAACACGACUAAGGGCCAGCUUCCAUGUUGUUGUCUUUAGUUGAGUACAUUCUUGUUGGUAUACGUGUCAUUUUAUCUGGGGAGACUGGAGACCCUCCCCCACCAGUAAAAAUAGAAUCCGUUUAUACAGUAAAAAUAUAUCAUACUUUAAUUUGUAUGUAGUAAUGUUGAAAAAUGCGAGCAGCCUCCUUGGAACUUCAAUGAGGAAGUCAAAGGCGUUGUUAGGACAGUCAACGUUCCUCCAAGGAACACGUGAGACUCACAGCUGCAGAGAGAGAGAGAGACGCCUGUUAGGAAAAUAAGCUGACAAUACGAAAGGUAUUGAGUGAGACUGGUAGUAGGAAGAGAGAGAGAGGAGGGGAGAGGAGGGAGGAAAGGAGAGAGGAGGGGUGAGGAGAGAGGAACUAAAACCGCAACUGCAACAAUAUGUGGAACAUUUGAAGCUAUAGUUCACAAACCUUACUUUAUAUAAUAAACUUGAUGUAAGUCUCAAUGUAUAAUGUAUAAUGCGUACAUGACCCACCCCCGAGGUAUGUGACACGCCCCUUGAUGAGAUGAGCUUUACUUUUGACACCAGGUCAGCAAACCAAGUUCCUAUAAAAACAUGAAUAUGGAACCUAAAACGUAUCAUAGUAAAUUACAAGUUAAUCCUGCCUCAAUCGUCCCUCGCUGCGAUUGGUUGAUUCCAGGUCACCUGCCGUCCAGACCCAAUAAGAAGACCCUAAAGCAGAGGUUCCUCAGACUGCUGCCCUGCUACCCGUCAGCCUCGAGCUCCUCCACCAAUCAGAGCAACGAGGCGGGCGACGGGGAGCUCUCCACGGUGUACUGCAGACCAGAAGGUCUGGACAAGCUCGCCCAGCGGACCAAGUUCAACCGGAGAGAGCUCCAGAUUCUCUACAGGGAGUUCAAAAAUGAGUGCCCCGGUGGGACGGUGGACGAGGAGGGCUUUAAGGCGAUCUACUCGCGCUUCUUCCCCCAGGGAGACUCCAGUAUGUACGCUCACUUCCUGUUCAGAGCGUUCGACACGCAGAGGGACGGCGCGGUCAGCUUCCAGGACUUUGUGACGGGGCUGUCCUCCAUCCUGAGGGGCUCUGUGACGGAGCGGCUGAGCUGGGCCUUCUGCCUGUACGACCUCAACAACGACGGCUGCAUCUCCAAAGAGGAGAUGAUGGACAUCAUGCACUCCAUCUACAACCUGAUGGGGAAGAACACCCCGGGCAUGAAGGCCAGCGCCCCAGACGAGCACGUCGACCUCUUCUUCAGGAAGAUGGACCGGAACAGAGACGGCGUGGUGACCAUGGAGGAGUUCAUGGAGACGUGCAGGAAGGAUGAGAACAUCAUGCAGUCAAUGCACAUGCUGGACCACGUCAUCUAGAGCGGAGGCUGGAGACCCAGGGAGAAGACCAGGACCCUCCAGACCGGGACCAGGGCUACUGGGACCGGUUCUAGUCCUAGCGCGGGACAUGCAGAGUAAUGAUUGUGCAUUUAGACGCAGUGGUAAUACAAUGUCACUCACACCAUGACCACUCUUUGAGAUGGACAUGUCGCUGGACGUGCUUCCAUACGGCAUGAGUACAACGUCUGACCGCGGCAGUCAGUGCGUCGUACUGCCUCACAUGAACACACAAUCACCUUUGGACGAUCAAUGAUUUGGGCUCUGAUAGGUUGAACUGAUUAUCAAUGCAUGAGGUGUGAUCUGACCGUUAUAUCACACGUGGUUUAUUUAAAGUAUCUAUGCAUAGAAAAAUAUUUCAGGCAAUGGAUAUAUUUCUACAUAUUUAGAAAUAUGAUUUGAAACAAUUCAUGACUGGUCUACGCCAUUUUCUUUGAAUUAAUCAAUGAAUGAACUUUUAGUUCUACAAUCUAAACGAAGCAGCUACACACAGCUGGGAAAUGUCAAUUAUUGCACACUAAAAUCUAAUUUGUUUAGCAAAGAAUGUGUAGGUGAGAUUAUGGAAAUAAUUAAAGCACACACAUUUCCAAUCAGUUUGUAAUGAACACUGGAAACCGAUUUUGUUUAAUAUAUAUUCUUUAUUUUUGUAAACAAAAUUUAAGUAAAAAAUCGUAAGUACAAAGACCACUUUUCUUCAGUAGUUUAUUCUAGCGCUAGUAGUUUGCCCGGCUAAAUUAAUAUAUGGUGAACAACCGUGUCGACGUUGACCAUUAAUGCAAAGAUACAAAAUAGUUUGUUUAAGAUUUAUUCUAUCACAAAGAAGAUGCAUCUCUGAAAGGUUGCUUGAGGCCAAGAUAUGACCGGUGUAGGAAACAUCUUAAAACAUUUGGAACGAUCAGAACUUUUGUUACAGAGACAGUCUUUGUCGACCUUAUCCAAAAUAACCAACGAAUAAUAAACACGUUAUAACCCAGAAACGGGCACCCAGCAGUUAUUAAUCUGCCCUCUCCAUUGGUUCUCCAUUGAGGCGUGAGAUGUGAACGUUAGACUGCUCCACCUUCGGGCGACACCACCCACUCUCCCGACGGUUGCUGAUCGGACCGAGGAGCGUCCUAAAGAUCAUGAUCGCCGUGGUGUCGGCAGUAUCGAUUACUCUUUUCCGUAUAAAAUGGAAGCUACAUGAUUAUCGUCACAAAAUAAAAAUCUCUUUGGCAUAGAUUAUUCACCCCAAAAGCACACGCACACAUACACGCACACACCCUUAAAA